UCAAACCAAAGAUUGGUAGUUUGUUGCAGCGUGUUGUCAAAGAUACUGUUAGUGUUACUAUAACCCAAAUGUGUUUUCAAUCAUAUAUGUCAAGAUGCAAGAAGUAGUAGCGCCCGUUCAUAAUGUCAAGUUUGAUCUCGAAAUUUCGCUGGAACAACAGUUGGGGGCACAGCCAUUACCGUUUCCCGGAAUGGACAGUGCUUGCAGUAACAAGGAGUGUCCGUUUCUGCACAUAGACCCCGAAUCGAAGAUCAAAGAUUGUCCGUGGUACGACCGCGGCUUCUGUCGACAUGGUAUUCCUGGGAAUGCUGCGCAGGUAUUCCUGGGAAUACUGCACUGGGAUUCCUGGGAAUACUGCACCGGAAUUCCUGGGAAUACUGCACCGGUAUUCCUGGGAAUGCUGCACCGGUAUUCCUGGGAAUGCUGCACCGGUAUUCCUGGGAAUACUGCACCGGGAUUCCUGGGAAUACUGCACCGGGAUUCCUGGGAAUACUGCACCGGUAUUCUUGGGAAUAUUGCACCAGUAUUCAAUGUCGCUGUCAUUCCUUCCAGUCCCUGCUUCGACAUUCCCCUCCCGGAUCCGAAGGAACUACAGAAGAAGCAGUUCAUCGUGUGUCACUCCUGCGGUGAGGCCGGACACAAGUCCACCUGGUGUCCGAAGGCGACAGCGGCGGCGACGGCGGGAGCAGACGCCAGCGGCCAGAUGAAGCCUGGCGGUCCGGGCAACGCCGUCAUGACCGCAGCCGAUCAGCCGCGGCCCCCGGCCGGAUACCAACCCGGCGCGUUUCGGUUCCACCAGCCGCGAGGGUUCGGCAUGCGGCACAUGCGGCCGCGGUUCCCGAAGAUCUACCGGAACCUCGAGGAGGUCACCUGCUACAAGGUACGCCCUCCCUCGCCACCGCCGCUUUUUCUCGCCGCACUCUUGUUCUCGUCCCCCCGCCGCGUCCAGGUGAAUAGGUUUGACCUCGUCUAGAGUGAUGUUGACCUUACCCAGAGUAACCUUGACCUCGCCCAGUCUGACCUUGACCUCGCCCAGUCUGACCUUAACCUCGCCUGCAGUUGACCGUGACCUCAAGGUCGAUUUCAUUUUGUUGUGAGAUGCGUGUGCAAUCGGUAGGCCUAUUGGACGUAUUCGAUGUUGACAAUGAUGAUGAGGACGGCG
Messenger RNA from Priapulus caudatus, 1162 nucleotides. Its product is annotated as cleavage and polyadenylation specificity factor subunit 4-like. The transcript is spliced from 5 exons. Gene Ontology annotation, molecular function: zinc ion binding; RNA binding. Lineage: Eukaryota; Metazoa; Priapulida; Priapulimorpha; Priapulimorphida; Priapulidae. The record is from RefSeq and is a predicted model, not a curated record. Bases 95 to 973 code for a protein of 292 amino acids.